UGUCUAUAAAUGCUCCUCUCUCUGUACCUGUUGACCGAGCGUUGCGUUCGUUCUAUGUAAGAUUGUGCUGUGACGAAGGUGCAAAGUUUGUAACUUAGCUACCUACAACGGUCCCUAGUUCUGUAGUAUAUUUAUGAACGUUUAUUACAGGUGCUGCAGUUAGCAAACAUGAGCACUGGAACUCCAUAUAUCGGCAGUAAAAUUAGCCUGAUAUCCAAGGCCCAAAUUCGAUAUGAAGGCAUUUUGUACACAAUUGAUAUGGAUAAUUCCACGGUGGCUUUGGCGAAAGUGAGAUCCUUCGGUACGGAGGGGCGUCCAACGGAGAGGCCGGUGCCGCCAAGAGAUGAAAUUUAUGAAUAUAUUAUUUUCAGGGGGAGUGAUAUUAAAGAUAUCACCGUUUCCGAACCUCCAAAAUCUCACCAUGGAUUACCUCAGGAUCCUGCAAUAGUGCAGUCCUCAAUUGCCAGUUCAACCCAAUACCAGCCUCAAGUUCCCUAUAGUCCUUACCGGAGCAUGAACCAAUCCUACGGCCAGCUGGCUGCCAGCUCCCUCCUCAAUCAGCAGUAUGCUGCAGCGCUAGGUCUUGGGGCUGGGUUUCACGGUUUCCCGAUGAGAAGGGGCCCAAUGGUAGAGCAGGCUGUGCAGACUGUGCCAGCGGAAAGCACUGUUCAGAAAAAGGUCCUGCCUGUGUCCCAGCAACAGGGGCGAGAAACAGCCAGGCCCCCUCAGCGAGCAGGACGUGGGAGCCCCCAACCACAAAGGACUGGCCCCAGUAAUGCAGUAGUAAAACAGCCUGGUGUGUUGCAAGAUCAAGAGCAGGGCAGUGAUGAAACUCGACGGUCCCAGCGGAGGAGACCGGGUAAUAGAAGGUCCAGGAACCGUGGAAGAGGACAAAUUCUGGUUGGAAACUCAAAGCCUAGCACACUCCAGUUUGAGUCUGACUUUGAUUUUGAAACUGCAAAUGCCCAAUUCAACAAAGACGACCUUGAAAAGGAGUUGCAGGAUGAGCUUAACACCAAAGAUGCAAAGGAUGAUGUGGAAGAGAAGGUGGACUCUGGAGUGGAAACUCAGAACGGUGACGGUACGGUGGAGGAGGAUCCCUUCGGUCCCAAGUGCUACUAUGACAAAACAAAGUGCUUCUUUGACAACAUUUCAUCUGAGCUAAAAUCCAGGCGUACCACCUGGGCUGAGGAGAGAAAGCUGAAUGUGGAGACAUUUGGGGUGCCUGGCAGAUUCCUGAGAGGCCGAGGGUUUCGGGGGGGCUUCCGUGGACGGAGGGGUCGGGGUGGCCCACAGCGUGUUCCCCCCAUGCAAAAAGUGGGCUCUGGGAGGGUGUAAUGGGCCUGCCUCUUGGAGCUUGAUGUCUUCAGCAGGGUGGUGCAGUUGGCUUAUUUUUCUUUUUUCAUUCUUUUUAUUUGUGUUCUCCCCUUCUCUCCCUGCAAAUUCCAUUUUAGUUGAUUAUUCUCACCACCUUGUGACUGGCCUGUAUCUUUGAAAUUGGAUAGGAAGUGAGUUUUGUAUGUUACACUAUGAAAUUUCUGAAAUUAACUUCAUAAUUUGUCAUUUGUUUCAAAUACUGUUUUAUAACCUUUUUAACAUUCACAUUAAUUUUGCUCCUUUAUGGAACAAAGGCUUCAAAUAUUUGUAUGUGCAAUCAAGUUGUAUUACUGCAAAGGCUUCACUUCCUAAACAAUUUGUAUUAAAAUAAUUUCAGACUAUUUAAAAGUAUUUAGUGAUAUAAUGCUGAGUCUGAGGAAAGCACUUUAUUUUGAAUUCUUUAUUGUAAAUAUGUCACUGAAGCAAUGGAAUGUUAAAGGCUUAAGAUUGCCAAAAUAUUUGCCUAAAAGACAAGAAUCCCAUAAGUGUUUGUCAUUUGGUUAACAUUAAUAUAAAGGGGCAUUUUGUUUUGAUGUUUCUGUAAAAUAUGAGAAAUGCAACUGACAUGGUGACGAUCUUGGUACUAUGAUCCAUUGCUAAUAAAGGACUGCUCCAUGCAAUUGA
Conger conger (European conger) is the source of this 2001-nucleotide messenger RNA. It is a transcript of the gene lsm14b, whose product is annotated as LSM family member 14B. Gene Ontology annotation, molecular function: mRNA binding. Lineage: Eukaryota; Metazoa; Chordata; Actinopteri; Anguilliformes; Congridae. The record is from RefSeq and is a predicted model, not a curated record. The coding region runs from base 169 to 1338 and encodes 389 amino acids. The transcript has 9 exons.